AUGAUUGAUCUGUGUCCGAAAAAUGAACAACUGAAAAGUUUUUUACAGCUGAUAAUCUUGAUAUACUCCAAAAGCUCUGAUUCCUCAUCAAACGACGAUUUACAAGGAAUGAUGCCAAUUCCACCUAAUGUGUUAAUUUCACCCAUAAAGUUGUUAACUAAAGAAGAAAUAGCUCAGCAAAAAGCCAUCAAAAUUAGAACUACACUAACACCUAAUAAUAAAAGCAGCCUUUCAUUAAAUGAGACACCCAGUCCAUAUUCAUCUUGCGAGACUUCACGAUCUUCCCCAAAUGAACCAGUAAACACAUCAAUAUCUAAAGAAAUAUCUAGCAAUGAAAGCAGCACUUUGUCAUCGUCUUCAUUAAGUGAGUUAUUUGGUCCAUCUUUCUCAGCUCAACCAUCCAAAAGUCAAGAACAAUCAGACCGUAUACGAAAAAAAUGUAAAUUUCCCAUGUUAACUCCCUCACAGACUGAAAAGAGAUCAAUUAAGGCAUUGACAAUUCCAACUGUUAGGCUUUCAGAUAUUGUAUUAGAGAUCUAUGCAAAAUCUGCAAAUAAGCGAGGAAGUGUGACAACUAUGUUGCCUACGACUCAUCAAUCAGGAAUCAAAUCAUUGUCUUCCAGACCAA
Ambispora gerdemannii is the source of this 628-nucleotide messenger RNA. The record is from the annotation of a GenBank genome assembly. NCBI's taxonomy places the organism in Eukaryota, Fungi, Glomeromycota, Glomeromycetes, Archaeosporales, Ambisporaceae.